Molecule: messenger RNA, 4352 nt
Organism: Musa acuminata AAA Group (dessert banana)
Lineage: Eukaryota; Viridiplantae; Streptophyta; Magnoliopsida; Zingiberales; Musaceae
Exons: 18
Coding region: 40-4200 (1386 amino acids)
Biological process (GO): chromatin remodeling
Cellular component (GO): cytoplasm
Source: RefSeq, a predicted model, not a curated record
CGAUCCCAGAAAACCCCCGUGGGCCAGAAGGCGACCGUCAUGGAGUGGCGGGACGAAGAAACCCCCUCCGAGGAAAUCCUAAUGCUCGUCUUCUCUCGCCUUAAGCCCUACUGCCUCGACCUCCUCGACCUCCUUCGCAACCCUAAGAAGGAUGCCUCCUUCCUUGCCGAGAUGGCCGACUUCCUCCGAAGCGCCCCUGCCGCCGCUUUGCAGCCCUCUCUCGAUUAUACCUUGUUCCCUUUUCUCCUUUUGCUGGAUGCGGCUGUGCAGUGUAGAGAAGAGAAGAAGGCUGACUCGGAUGGGGGUUUUGGGAAUGGUGGUGCCCCAUUAGGUGCGCAUGCGAUCAGUGAUUCUGUGGCAGAAGGGUUGCUAAUGUGCCUAGAAGAACUUUUAAAGAAAUGCCAUCUUGGGUCUGUGAAUCAGAUGGUUGUGGUGCUAAAGAAAAUUACCACUGGAGCUAUGCUUUCACAUUCUGUGGCAUCGGAAGAAUUUCGUGAAGGAAUAAUAAGAUGCUUUAGGGCGAUACUUCUCAAUUUACAACCUUGCUCUGUUAGUUCCUGUUCAUGCAAGCAAAGGGUUAUCAUGUCUACAUCCAAAUCUAUUGAUGGUGCUUUUGUGCAUCAUAAUACUCUCUCAAGGGAUUGUGUAGAAUCACUAGAAUGUUUGCUAGCAUUUCUCCAAUCUCAAAAUGCUUCAGCUGCAGUAGGGCAUUGGCUAUCACUUCUUCUCCAAGCUGCUGAACUUGAGGCACUGAGAGGACACCGUGGAAGUGCAAAUCUCCGGAAAGAGGCAUUUCUGACCCUUCGAGUCCUUGUUGCCAAGGUUGGUACUGCUGAUGCACUUGCCUUCUUUCUACCGGGUGUUGUAAGCCGUUUUGCAAAGGCCUUAUAUGUAUCAAAAAAUAUGAUUAGUGGUGCUGCUGGAAGCUCUGUGGCCAUCGAGCAGGCUAUUUGUGGUUUGACUGAGUUCUUGAUUAUUGUUUUAGACGAUAAGGCAAAUCUUCACUCCCUUGAGAUGCCUGUAAAUGAUAUUGGAUCACUUUCACCCAUGGAAAAUAAAUCUACCCAAUCUGUCCUAGAGGCUCUUCGUAGUUUACCUCUAAAUGGUCAUGUUCAGUCAGCAAAUAUCAUUGGAGAUUCGUUUAAUCAAGCUAUCAACGAUGAUCAUAAACGAAAGAUAGUUGAUCAUAGCAAUGGCAAAAGAACUUUAUUCGUACAUCGUUCCAAGGAGUGGAUUGAUGAAACUUCUUCUAAUGUUGAUAAAUUAAUGUCUGCUGCAUUUCCACAUCUUUGUAUUCAUUCUGCAGAAAGGGUCAGAAAAGCACUUGUAGAUGGCAUACAGGGGCUUCUGUUGAAUUGCAGAUGCACUUUGCAAAGAAGCAAAUUAAUGCUUUUGGAGUGUUUGUGUGUGCUGGUUUGUGACGAUGCAGAUGUUGUGUCCAUGGUAGCACAGGAAUCCCUCGAAUCUUUAUUUGUUUUGGGUGAGAAAUUUAUAACCAAAAAUGAAAUUUCUGAUCUAUUUACCAGCCUCAUUAAAGCGCUUCCAUGUGUGGUUCUUGGAAGUGAUGAGACAAUUGCUUUGUCACAUGCUCAGAAACUACUUUCUCUAGUCUAUUAUGCAGGUCCGGACCUUUUAGUAAAUUACCUUCAGUCUCCUGUCAAUGCAUCAUGUUUUUUGGAGUAUUUUGGAUUAUGCUUCAGUCAUAAUUCACGGUUUGCUGGUUCCAUGAAUAACCUAAUUUUGUCAAAACCGCUUUCAACUGGAUAUUUGCUUUCCAUUGCUGAGCUGAAAGCUGGCAAUAUCUUGAGUUCUCCAAGAAAUCUUACUAAGGAUGCCACUUUUCCUGUUGUUUCCAAAAUUUCUAUUUUGCAAGAUGAGGAUUUGCAAAGUCCUUCAGAAUAUGUAACUAGUGUUUUGGAGUUUCCUCACAUGCCUCCUUGGUUUGGUAUUGCUGGCAGUCGGAAACUAUACCUAACUCUUGCUGGAGUACUUAGACUUGUCGGGCUGUCCAUAAUAUCAGGACACGAGAGCAAUAUGUUUUUAUCAGUUCUUGUUGAUAAUUUGCUAGAUCAGUUUCGCCAGUUGAUAUCAGAGCUUCGUAUGAAAGAAUAUGGCAAAGAAGGGUGGAAAACUUGGUAUUUUCAUCAUGGUUCUGGCCAGUUAUUGCGCAAGACAAGUUCUGCAGUUUGCAUGUUAAAUGAGAUAAUAUAUGGAUUAUCAGAACAGUCAGUUAAUACAUAUUCAACAUUCUUUAAAAAGUCUAGGGAAGAAACCUUGCAAGAAAAGAAACUUGCAUAUGAUGAUGACAAGUCUACAACUUUCAAAUGCCAAGGAUCAGCUUGGAAUAUGAGAGAGGGAAAGGAUAAUAGGGAUGCUACAAUUCUUUCCAUUGCCAGCAUUUUGCAUGAAUAUUUGUCACCUGAAGUGUGGGACAUUCCAUUGGAUCAGAAUGCACCUCUGCUGGAACAUAAAAUAGAAUUAGAUCUUCCAUUACAUUUCUUCCUUGACACCAUAAUGCUGCAACAGGUGAUCCUAGAUGGAAUAGGCAUUUUCAGCACAGUUCUUGGAAAAUAUUUUAUAAGCAGUGGAUUUCUGCACUCUUCUCUUUAUUUAUUACUAAGGAACUUGAUUUGCUCUAACAGUGAGAUAAGAAUCGCAUCAGAUGCUGUCCUACGUGUUCUUUCUGUUUCGUCCAGCCAUGCCACCGUAGGGCAGUUGGUUGUGGCAAAUGCAGACUAUAUUAUUGACUCUUUAUGUUACCAGUUGCAGCAUUUGGAUAUCAAUCCCCAUGUUCCAGAUGUACUUGCUGCUAUACUGUCCUAUGUCGGUACUGCUCGAGAUAUUCUGCCAUUGUUGGAGGAGCCGAUGCGAGCUGUAUCCUCAGAGUUAGAGGUCCUUGGUAGGCAUCAACACCCAAAUUUAACUAUUCCAUUUCUAAAGGCUGUGGGCGAAAUUGCGAAGGCAUCACAAACUGAAGCAUCUUCUUUGCCAGAUCAAGCAGAAAUAUUUAGUGCACAUGUCAGCUCCAAGAUUCUUAUGAUGCAAAAAUGGAUUAAUGAGAAUCAUGUGGAUAGUAGCUCCUCCUCCAUGUGUACCGAAUCCCAGGCUUUAGAAAUUGGAUCUGUCAAUUUUGAUGAUGUUAGUCUUCACUUGGAAUAUUGGGAGGAAUUAUUGUUUAAGUUUAAUGAGAUGAAAAGAUACAGAAGAAUUGUUGGAUCUCUUGUUGGAUCAUGCUUAAAAGCUGCAUCCCCACUUGUUUCUUCAGAGAAAGAAUCAGCUUGUCUGGUGUCUCUGGACAUUAUUGAGAACUCAGAAGGCAGCUCAAUGCACAGGCACCCAUUAAUGCAGGAUGUUUCUGUAUCUCUUGCAAAAGUGGAGGAAGCUUAUAAGCACGAGAAACAAACCAAAGCAGCAAUCUGGGAAGCAGUUCAGUUGCUAUCACUAAAUGAUCUGAAAGAUGGGAUGGAGGCUGCAGAUGAGGAAGCUGACGAGAACAGAGUGCUUCCAGCAAUGAACAUAAUCUGGCCUUAUUUGAUUCUUUGCCUUAAAAAUAAGGUUUCAGUGGUUGUGAUCAGGAAAUGCUUGAAUAUGCUGCAUAAAGCAGUUCAAAUUGGUGGCGGGGACUUUUUUGUUCGCCGGUUUCAGAAUGAUGGGCAUACUAUAUGGAAGUUGCUUACUUCAUCCCCAUUUCGAAGGAAACCAAUGCUAUCAAAUGAGGAAAGAAUUCUUCUCCCUUACCGAAGUAAUUCUAUCACUUCCGAAGAACCUAUGGCUGAAGUCUCCAGCCAAAAAAUCCAGGCAGCAGUAUUGGACAUGAUUACCAUGAUAUGUUCGGACAAGAGGACUAGUUCAGCAUUACAGACAGUCCUGAAGAAGGUUAGUGGUAUUGUGGUAGGUAUUGCUUGCAGUAGCAUGGCAGGUCUCAAAGAUGCAUCUCUAAGGGCAUUAUCAGGACUUGCUUGCAUUGAUUCAGACCUUACCUGGCUUCUGCUUGCCGACGUCUACUAUUCCCUGAAUAGAAGGGAUGUUAUCCUUCCACCAUGUCGAGAUCUGGCUGGGAUUUCUGAGCUGCUUCCUGCCGCAUCAUCCAAAAAGGAAUAUUUGUUUGUGAAUUAUGCAGGAGAAGAUUUAGGCCUUGAUAUAGAUCCUUCAUCCGUGGAGGUAGUAUUUAGAAAGAUGGAAUCAGAAGUUCUUUUAUGAUAACAUUUGUACAGUCGGAUCUGUAUCAUGUUGAAUGUACUCUGUAAAUUUGUGGGAGAUGUUAAGAAUCAUUGAGAAUGUAAAAGGGCAUUAGAAGUCACUUUGUACAUGGUAUUUAUAAGAUUAUGUUACAUGCGGAGGCUUUUAGUGCA